ACCGCGCCACUUCCUUUCUUCUCGGUCUUGUGGUGGUCCAAAAUGUCGCUACUAGACGGUCCGCUAAAUGUGCUCGGCCAGAGAACAUCUGGCGAGUCUGUUCGCACUCAAAAUGUCAUGGCCGCAUCAUCCAUCGCAAACAUCGUCAAGAGCUCCCUGGGACCUGUUGGCCUUGACAAGAUGCUGGUGGACGACAUUGGGGACGUGACCAUCACCAACGAUGGAGCAACCAUCUUAAAGCUGCUGGAAGUGGAGCACCCAGCUGCCAAGGUCCUGUGUGAACUGGCUGACCUGCAGGACAAAGAGGUCGGAGAUGGGACCACGUCUGUGGUAAUUCUUGCCGCAGAGUUGCUCAAGAGUGCAGAUGAGCUGGUGAAGCAGAAGAUUCACCCCACGUCAGUCAUCAGUGGAUAUCGUCUGGCUUGCAAGGAGGCUGUACGCUACAUCAGUGAGAACCUCACGAUUGGGACAGAUGACUUGGGCCGAGAGUGCCUAAUCAAUGCAGCCAAGACCUCCAUGUCCUCCAAAAUCAUUGGAGUUGAUGCAGAUUUCUUUGCGAACAUGGUAGUGGAUGCUGCCUUGGCCGUGAAGUUUGUGGACAGCAAGGGUGUGGCCAAGUACCCCAUCAACUCUGUCAAUGUGCUGAAAGCCCAUGGCCGCAGCCAGAAAGAGAGCUUCCUGGUCAACGGAUACGCAUUGAACUGCACAGUUGGCUCACAAGGCAUGGUGAAGAGAGUUCUCAACGCCAAGAUUGCUUGCCUGGACUUCAGCCUGCAGAAGACCAAGAUGAAGAUGGGAGUCCAAGUCAUCAUCAACGACCCAGAGAAGCUUGACCAGAUCAGACAGAGGGAAUCUGAUAUCACCAAGGAGAGGAUCCAGAAGAUCCUGGCAUCAGGGGCUAACGUCAUCCUGACCACUGGUGGCAUUGAUGACAUGUGCCUGAAGUACUUUGUGGAUGUUGGAGCCAUGGCAGUGAGGAGAGUUCUGAAGAGGGACCUCAAACGCAUUGCCAAGGCAGCAGGCGCCACCAUCUGCCCCUCUCUGACCAAUUUGGAGGGAGAGGAGACAUUUGAGGCCACCAUGCUCGGCCAGGCUGAAGAGGUUGUGCAGGAACGCAUCUGUGACGAUGAACUCAUCCUUGUCAAGAACACCAAAGCACGCACAUCAGCCUCCAUCAUUUUGCGCGGGGCCAACGACUUCAUGUGUGACGAGAUGGAGCGUUCACUGCAUGAUGCUCUCUGUGUGGUGAAGAGGGUGCUGGAGUCAAAGUCUGUGGUGCCAGGAGGUGGUGCUGUGGAGGCAGCACUAUCGAUCUAUCUGGAGAACUAUGCCACCAGCAUGGGUUCCCGAGAGCAGCUGGCUAUUGCUGAGUUUGCUCGGUCUCUCCUCGUCAUCCCCAAAACGCUGGCUGUAAAUGCAGCACAAGACUCCACUGACCUGGUGGCCAAGCUCCGCGCCUUCCACAAUGAGGCUCAGGUUAAUCCUGAACGCAAGAAUCUCAAGUGGAUUGGUCUGGACCUGGUCAACGGCAAGCCCAGAGACAACCGCCAGGCUGGCGUGUACGAGCCUACUAUGGUCAAGACAAAGAGCCUCAAGUUUGCCACAGAGGCUGCCAUCACCAUCCUCCGCAUUGACGACCUCAUCAAACUGUUCCCAGAGCCAAAGGAGGGCGGGCAGUCGUACAGGGAUGCCGUCCAGUCAGGAUCUCUGGAGGGUUAAAAUGCUGUUACUGAUCCUGAUAACUUCAGCAUCUGUAUUUAUACGUAAGGAGCUCUUCAUGGCUGUUGCUCUAGUGUAGGCCGUGCACUUUGCCUGUUUACUGUUGUCCCACUCCCUCUCGCUUUGGACCCCCCACUUCCAAAGGAACUGUAAGUGAUUGUUUUUUUGGACAUUUAAUAAAAGUGCUAAUGGUUGGAAAUAACCAUUCCUUCAA
This is a messenger RNA of Scomber japonicus (chub mackerel), 1933 nucleotides long. It is a transcript of the gene tcp1, whose product is annotated as t-complex 1. Gene Ontology annotation, cellular component: chaperonin-containing T-complex. Gene Ontology annotation, molecular function: ATP-dependent protein folding chaperone; ATP hydrolysis activity; ATP binding. The coding region runs from base 43 to 1719 and encodes 558 amino acids. The record is from RefSeq and is a predicted model, not a curated record. Gene Ontology annotation, biological process: protein folding. The transcript is spliced from 12 exons. NCBI's taxonomy places the organism in Eukaryota, Metazoa, Chordata, Actinopteri, Scombriformes, Scombridae.